CGGUACCUCGUCCUGUCGCUAGUAACGUCGACUCACUACCGACGACUUUGCGCCGACCGCGUGGCUCUUACACGCGUCGACGAGUGAAUAGACAUAACGAUGGUAGAUACGCAACAUUUUUGUCUGCGAUGGAACAAUUACCAGAGCAGUAUAACGUCUGCAUUCGAAAAUCUACGUGACGAUGAGGACUUUGUGGACGUUACACUUGCCUGUGAUGGCAAGAGCCUCAAAGCACAUCGGGUUGUACUCUCUGCCUGCAGUCCGUACUUCCGUGAGUUACUCAAGAGCACACCGUGCAAACAUCCGGUGAUAGUACUUCAGGAUGUUGCAUUUAGUGAUUUGCAUGCCUUGGUGGAAUUUAUUUACCACGGUGAAGUUAACGUCCAUCAGAGAUCACUCAGCAGCUUCCUGAAGACCGCCGAGGUCCUGAGGGUGUCUGGUCUCACACAGCAGGCUGACGCGACUGAGAGGGACGAGCUAUCGCAGGUACGUGCGUUAGCUGCACGCACCAAUCACGUAUCGCCCCACGAAAAGUUGUCAGACGAGGGUUUUCCACGUGGUGGUUCACCACCAACCCCAGCAACACCAACUCCAACAACAGUACAACAAUUAUUACGUCGCGCACAAAUACGUAGAAAUGAGAGGCGUUCACCAGAUUUACACGAUGAGAGUAUAAAGAGAUCGCGUUUACCAUCACCACCAUUGAACAAUAAUGAUGCAACACCCACAGACUUUUCAAUGGUAAAAAAUCAUUUUUCGGCGAAAGUCGAGGGCAAUGGUUUGCCGGAUGAGCACAGUCGGAUUGAGGAGAACAUUAAGUGUGAGCCGUUGGAAUUGACUGGUGGUAAUGGUGGUACUGGUGGACAUAAUGAGGACUCUUCGGACUCGGGUGCAGCGGCUUCUGAUAGACCACCAGCGUCAGCGAGUAGUAAUGAACAUGAGCAUGAACCUCCUGAACAUCCGUCGACGCCCAAUUUUUUACCAGAGAGUAAAUUGUUCACGUCUACACCAGGAAGCUUUAAUUUCAGUAUGGCAGCGUUAACUACAGAUCACAGUCCAUUAUCAGUGAAAUUUCCAGGGUUGCCUCAUGGACUCCAGACGCCAGAUCUAGCAGGGACAUCACAAGGUCCACCGUCAGCGAUUCUCGCGAUGCGUUUGUCCCAUCCGAUUCACAACAGCCUACUGCCACCAGGGAUAUGUUACACUUGUGACGUUUGCGGAAAGACACUGUCAACAAAGCUAACGCUAAAGCGCCACAAAGAGCAGCAACACUUUCAGCCCCUCAACAGCGCACUUUGCGUCAUGUGUAACAAAGUGUUCCGAACCCUCAACAGUCUCAACAAUCACAAGAGCAUUUAUCAUCGUAGGCAAAAAUAGAGUUUGCCAAUGGGGCGACGGGAGUACACAAGACGUCGAUCGUGAAACGGAAGAAAAAUUGAAAAUUGUAAACAGGUGGAAAACAGGAGACCAAGAGAAGUGAUGAGAGAGGACGAUUGAACCGAAUUGAGAUAUGAGGAAGGAAAGAAUCUAUGAGGGUUUAAUGAAGUGCUUCCACGAGUGUUGACGAGUUCAAAUGGAUAAUAUGAAUGGAUUUGGGAGCGGGAAAGAUUCACUACUCUUCAUCAUCGAAGUUGCCAAAAAAAAUGAUUACAGUUUUAUCGACUGACACACAUUCCUCUGCCCCGUGAUUGAGAGAGAUUUGUGAGAUAUUAAAAAUAGAGAGUGUCGGUGUGACGCUUGCGUUCGUAAUGUAGUAUAUCGACGUGGUCCCGAUGCGGCUUUACGAACUCUGUUAGUUAGGAUUUGUUGAACGGUAAAAGAUGAAAUGAAAAUAGUAACUUCCAGGUGUCGAAGACGCCAUCGUCCAGCAUUUAACUUUAGGAAGAGACAUAAAAAUGUUGAAAAAAAGACUGUGUGCGAUGAAGAAAAUUGAUGACCUACAAGACUCGAGAUUUUUAAUUGUUCCCAAAACGUAAAGUAUAGAAGAUGAGAAAAAAAACUAAUGAAAAUUAAUUUGAGUAAUUGUGCAGUGCAUGAGCCGACUCAAAUGAGGGAGGAGUAGAAAUUUUUUGCGAGAUACUUCACGAUUCAUUUAUUAUUGGAGAAGCAAUGAUAUAAUAUAUAUUUUAUUUUAAUAUAUUCCAUUCCAAUGCGCAAGAGAGUAUGCUUUAAAAGAAAACAUAACGGGGUACCUUUUUUCGUACAAGCGAAGUUAAUACUUGUUUAUCUUCUUUGCGUCCCGAGGGACUUUACGUAAAGUACCUUGAAUCCCUCUAUUAAUGUUUUAUACAAAAACUUCCCAAAUUUUAAUUUUAAUGAUACGAAAUUAGAGUUACGUGUUGUUAUUGCGCCGCCCGAAUAUUUUCAAAAUUCACCAGGAUGGAAUUUAAUGCUAUUAGUGAAAUGGUGAAACGUCAUAAUUCGAAUAUUACAUUUUUGUUGAUGUUGGAAUUAUCUCAGAACUGAUGUUUUGCGAGAUAUAUUAUUUAUACUGAAUGAGAAAAUUGAAUGUGAAAAAACAAAUUUUUAUUGAUCGAGUGAAAAAUUUUAGACACAUAUUUUUGCAUUUCAAUUAAUAAGGAAAAGGCAACAAUUGAAGGAGACUGGAAAUGUUUUUGGCUGACUAGCUUUACGAUUUUUAAUUAUUUUUCGGAGAAAAAAUACCUAUCCAGUAUUCUUCAUCUCAAUUUCAUUUUUGUUAACCCUAGUUGGUCACUUGGUUUUUGAAGUUUUAAUUCGGAUCCCUCUACCAAUUAGCUUAGCAAUUGGCAAAUCAUUGAAAAAAAUAUUUUUAAAAAUUUUAACACUUUUCAGCAACAGUUUUGAUUUUUUAAAGAAUAUUUUACUCAGCCGCCUAAUUGAUAUUACAAAAUGAAAAUGAGCCUUGCGGCAAUUCCCUAACACGAUGACCAAUUUAGGGUUAAUUUUAUUAAAUACUAAAAUUUUAUACAACAACUAAAUCAUUUCAUUUUAACAGGCAAUAUUGACAACUAUUUCAUAGCUAAAAAAUUUAACUCUAGAACAGUUCUCUAAACUUUUCAGUUUAUUCAGUAUCGAAAUAGAUUUAUAUUCAACGAAAUUGAAGACACUAAUUUGUUACAUUUCACCACUUCAUAUUUCAACGGCAUAUUAAACGGGAAACAAAUGACAGAACAGUCCAUUACAUAAACAGAAAACCUCCACAAGAGCAGAGAGAACUGAAAGAACAGAAUGAAAUAGCCGCAAAAUACAUAUAGUCGAACAUUAUAUAUUUUAGUAGGACAUUUCAUAAGAAAACAAAUAUACAUUCUUCAAAGCCUUCUUGAUGGAUUCCUCCUUCUCGUCGAUACAAUUCAAUUGAUCCGAAAAUGUAUCCAUCAUCUUUACGGACAACUGUCAACCCAUCCGCCCCAAAAACUGAUGAAUUAAUUCAUAAAGAAUUAACAAGAUAUCAAUCAAGGAAGCUUUGAUCAAAUCAGAAGGAUAAAACAUUGAAACAAGCCUAGACUAAACGGUCUUAUCGACUAAUCUUAGUGAGUUUGAUGUGACAGACCCCACACAGAACCGACACAAAUCCCCUAUGAUAUAUAUUAUAUUUUGCAGCAGGAAACACAUAACAAAUAUUUGUGCAUGAAUAUAUCUUCAAUCUACACUUUUAAUUACACGAAAAAAAUGAAAUGAAUGAUUCACGUCUACCACCCACAAAAGCGUAUGAAACACGUUUAUUUAAUUAAAUAGAUAAAUGAAAAAGUACGAUAGAUUAAUUUUAAGUUUGUGUCAAAUUGAACUCAAUGAGGGAAGGAGGGAGGGAGGGAAAUGAUGAAAAAAAUGAUAAUUAAAAAUCAUGAUUAAAAUGUUACGAGAACACUCGGGAGCGGAAAAUGAAGAAUGAAGCUUUAAAUUAACGGGAAUUACUGAAAUAUACAGUUUUAUAGUAGUCAAGGCAGAAAGAACUGAUAUUGAUAAUAUUUAAACGUAGGAUUUAUUUGCGAGAUGAAAAAAAUAAUUAACAAAAAAAAGGUAAUAAAUUGACACUUGUGACUACUGUAAAAAUGGCCAAAUACGCGGAUUAUUUGUUGACCCACAGCGAGUGUGGGGCGGCAUUCUAUUGAGAAUAAUAAAUUAUUA
Molecule: messenger RNA, 4107 nt
Organism: Diachasma alloeum
Lineage: Eukaryota; Metazoa; Arthropoda; Insecta; Hymenoptera; Braconidae
Gene: br
Product: broad-complex core protein
Exons: 6
Coding region: 100-1377 (425 amino acids)
Biological process (GO): regulation of transcription by RNA polymerase II
Cellular component (GO): nucleus
Molecular function (GO): protein binding
Source: RefSeq, a predicted model, not a curated record